CGUCAUGAAUGUGUUUCAAACACAAAGCACCUGUUGCGCCGUCACAGUUUUACAUGCGUCUGGCUCUAAAGUCUGUUUCCGACCUUUGAUUCCAUUUACUCAUUUGCUCUGUUGCAGGAGAGUAGACAGUGAAGUGCUUUGUGUCCAUUAAUAAAUUUCUGUAGUCUCGCAAGAUGUUUGCAAACUCAUCACGUAACUUGUUGCGUACCAGCAUUUUCCAUCGCUGCAAAAGCACGUUGGUUGUAGCUGAACACAAUAAUGAGGCAUUAAAUCCCGUCACACUGAACACAAUUGCCGCAGCCAAGAAGAUUGGUGGCGAUGUUACGGUUUUGGUUGCUGGCACAAAAUGUGGCCCCGCCUCUGAAGCUGUGGCUAAAGUUGAGGGAGUUGCCAAGGUUUUGGUGGCUGAAAAUGACGCCUUCAAAGGUUUCACCCCUGAAUCAUUGACACCCUUGGUCUUGGCUGCCCAAAACCAGUUUAAAUUCACCCACAUUUUGGCUGGUGCCACCGCAUUCGGCAAAAAUGUUUUGCCUCGCGUAGCAGCUAAAUUGGAUGUUUCACCUAUUUCCGAAAUUAUUGAUGUUAAGAGCGAAGAUACCUUUGUGCGCACAAUUUAUGCCGGAAAUGCUGUUCUCACAUUGCGUUCGAAAGAUCCCGUGAAGGUUAUUACUGUACGUGGCACCAAUUUUGCUCCCGCUGCUGCUACUGGUGGUAGUGGUGCCGUCGAACCCGCCCCUGCUGGCGACUAUGCCCAGAGUCUAACCGAAUUUGUUAGCCAAGAAUUGACCAAAUCUGAUCGCCCAGAAUUGACUAGUGCCAAGGUUAUUAUAUCAGGUGGUCGUGGUUUGAAAUCUGGUGAUAACUUCAAAUUGUUGUAUGAUCUUGCUGAUAAAUUCGGAGCUGCUGUGGGAGCUUCUCGUGCCGCUGUCGAUGCUGGCUAUGUGCCCAAUGAUUUGCAAAUCGGCCAAACUGGUAAAAUUGUAGCCCCCGAUCUAUAUGUUGCCGUCGGCAUUUCCGGUGCCAUUCAACAUUUGGCUGGCAUGAAGGACUCCAAAACAAUCGUCGCCAUUAAUAAGGAUCCUGAAGCUCCAAUUUUCCAAGUUGCCGAUAUUGGUUUGGUAGCAGAUUUAUUCAAGGCUGUUCCAGAAUUGACUGGCAAAUUGUAAGCGAUUUUUCCUCCGCCUGAUCAGUAACAAGUUAAACUUGGUCGAUCAAAAAUAAAUCAUGUUUGUGAACAAUGUGAUUGGAUUUAAGUGCAUUUAAUUAUGUUAUAACUAAUUGUAAGAAGAAAAACAAAACAGCGACAUAGAAAAUUAUGAAAAAAGUCAAAAAAUCAAUUAAAUAAAUUCUGAAAUUUUUAUACAAUAA
Molecule: messenger RNA, 1368 nt
Organism: Musca domestica (house fly)
Lineage: Eukaryota; Metazoa; Arthropoda; Insecta; Diptera; Muscidae
Gene: wal
Product: electron transfer flavoprotein subunit alpha, mitochondrial
Exons: 4
Coding region: 174-1166 (330 amino acids)
Cellular component (GO): mitochondrion
Molecular function (GO): electron transfer activity; flavin adenine dinucleotide binding
Source: RefSeq, a predicted model, not a curated record